GAUACGGAUGCUUGGACGUAGAUAUACGGAGCAUGUCCGUGAGAGUCCGGCUCGAUCGAGAUGGCGAUGGUGGUGGCCACCGGGGUCGCAUUGAAUUAUAGUUCAGGUGGAGGAGGGCGAGAAGAAUCGACGAGGGGACAAAGUCGUAGUCGCAGUCGCAGUCGCAGUAGGAAGCAGACGUCGGACAGAACCGUUGGACCAACAAGAAAGCGUGGAGCGACUGCCUGUCAAGCGAUAGUUAAUAUGGGCAUCAUGGAUGAUGGCGGAGUGGAGGACAUGCGACCAGCAGCGUCACAUCGCCGAUGGUCGCAUCUCCCGCGGCUCUUGGUCGGACUAACUUCGUUUCUGCUAUUUACUCGUCAUCCUCCCUCCUCUCUUCCGGUGGGGACCGCCUUUUGGACCGUUCGUAUUCCGGCGCCUUUAUUUUGCUUUCUUUUCCUACUACUCUCACUACCUAGUUCUUCCGCCUCAAUAUCAUCAUCCAUCAUUCAUCGCCGCUCUCCAUCUCCCCUUCCUUCUCCCCAUCCUCGCCCCGAUUCCAUCUACUUCCUACUCGCUGUCACCACCCCCUGGUCGUUCUACUACUCUACGAAGCUCCAUUCCCCGUGCGGACUAACACGCUGUAAGAGUUCGACAGGCUACGACAAGUGGUUUCAUCCCCCUGGACCGUUCUUCUCGAAUCGCAGCUAGCUGGAGUUUCUGUGGGAGCUCCUUACGAUCCCUCGUGACACCUUCACCAUCCGUCAAGCUUCGGUCUCCAUUCCUGUUGAACCCUAUAUUCUGCCAGGCUUUUAAACAUUCCUAGCUCCCUGGGUCGGGAAAAAAAAA
Molecule: messenger RNA, 828 nt
Organism: Aspergillus steynii IBT 23096
Lineage: Eukaryota; Fungi; Ascomycota; Eurotiomycetes; Eurotiales; Aspergillaceae
Exons: 2
Coding region: 244-690 (148 amino acids)
Source: RefSeq, a predicted model, not a curated record